CUACAGCGGCAAGAAGGUGAGGUCCCGGACAGUUCUUAUGAAGUUACCGUUAUCAAAAAAUACUUUGCCAACUAAUCCUUAUUGUUAAUAGCUAGCUGCUUUGUUGCAUUCAGACUCGUGGGUCUUGCUAUUUCAUCCCAAGAACAGGUUGUAAACGAGACUCCGCCCCCGUAUCCCAGGAUCCCCUGCCGAGCUGAGCAGCCAUGUCGGCCAAAGCCGUGUCCGAGCAGACGGGGAAGGAGCUCCUGUACAAGCACAUCUGCAGCUCCGCCGCCGUGCAGAACCGCUUCAGGUGCGCCAGCGUGACGGCCGGCACCGACUGGGCCCGGCUCUGCCAGGACCAUCCCUGGCUGCUCAGCGAGAGCCUGGUGGUGAAGCCGGAUCAGCUGAUCAAGCGCCGCGGGAAGCUGGGCCUGGUGGGCGUGAACCUGGACCUGAGGGGCGUGCAGGAGUGGCUGAAGCCCCGCCUCCUGGAGGAGACCACGGUGGGGAAGACUAAGGGCAUCCUGAAGAAUUUCGUCAUCGAGCCGUUUGUGCCUCAUAAGCAGGAUGAGGAGUUCUACGUGUGCAUCUACGCGGCGCGGGAGGGGGACUAUGUGCUGUUCCACCACGAGGGCGGGGUGGACGUGGGGGACGUGGACUCCAAGGCCCAGAAGCUGCUGGUGGGCGUGGACGAGAGGCUGAGCGAGGACACGGUGAAGAGCCGCCUGCUGACCCACGUCACGCCCAGCCGGAAGGAGGUCCUGGCCAGCUUCAUCACUGGACUCUUCAACUUCUACGAGGACCUGUAUUUCACCUACCUGGAAAUCAACCCCCUGGUGGUAACCCAGAGUGGUGUGUUCGUGUUGGACAUGGCGGCGAAGAUAGACGCCACAGCAGACUACAUCUGCAAGGCCAAGUGGGGAGACCUGGAGUUCCCCCCGCCCUUUGGAAGAGAGGCCUACCCGGAGGAGGCCUACAUUGCUGACCUGGAUUCCAAGAGUGGGGCCAGUCUGAAGCUCACCCUGCUUAACCCACGUGGAAGGAUCUGGACCAUGGUGGCAGGGGGAGGGGCCUCCGUGGUGUACAGUGACACCAUCUGUGACCUGGGCGGGGUCGACGAGCUGGCCAAUUACGGGGAGUAUUCAGGGGCUCCCAGCGAGCAGCAGACCUACGACUACGCCAAAACCAUCCUGUCACUCAUGACCCGUGAGAAACAUCCCGACGGGAAAGUCCUCAUCAUCGGAGGAAGCAUAGCCAACUUCACCAAUGUAGCGGCUACUUUUAAGGGCAUUGUAAGGGCCAUAAAGGACUACCAGGGGCCCCUGACGGAGCAUGAGGUCAGCAUCUUUGUGCGGCGGGGCGGGCCAAACUACCAGGAGGGGCUGCGGGUCAUGGGGGAAGUGGGGAAGACCACCGGGAUUCCCAUCCACGUCUUCGGCACCGAGACCCACAUGACUGCCAUCGUCGGCAUGGCGCUGGGCCACCGGCCAAUCCCCAAUCAGCCUCCCGUGGCUGCCCACACCGCCAACUUCCUGCUCAGCUCCGGCAGUUCCUCGACGCCCGUCACCAGCCGGACCUCUUCCUUCUCCGAGCCCAGAGCGGGCAGCAGGGGCUCCCCCUCAAAGAAAGCCCAACCAGGCCUCCCCCCAGCCAAAGCCUCCUCUCUGUUCAGUAAGCACACAAAGUCCAUCGUGUGGGGCAUGCAGACGCGGGCAGUGCAGGGCAUGCUGGACUUUGACUACGUCUGCUCCCGCGAGGAGCCCUCUGUGGCGGCCCUGGUGUACCCCUUCACUGGGGACCACAAGCAGAAGUUCUACUGGGGACAUAAGGAGGUGCUGCUGCCGGUGUAUAAGAACAUGGGUGACGCCAUGAAGAAGCACCCGGAGGUGGACGUGCUGAUCAGCUUCGCCUCGCUGCGCUCCGCCUUCGACAGCACCAUGGAGACCAUGCAGUACCCGCAGAUCCACACGAUCGCCAUCAUUGCUGAGGGCAUCCCUGAAGCCCACACCAGGAAACUGAUCAAAAGGGCAGACGAGAGAGGCAUCACCAUCAUUGGUCCAGCAACGGUGGGCGGGAUCAAGCCGGGCUGUUUUAAGAUCGGGAACACGGGGGGGAUGCUGGACAACAUCCUGGCCUCCAAGCUGUACCGCCCCGGCAGCGUGGCCUACGUGUCCCGCUCCGGAGGAAUGUCCAACGAGCUCAACAACAUCAUCUCCCGAACCACCGACGGUGUCUACGAGGGCGUGGCCAUCGGCGGGGACCGGUACCCCGGCUCCACAUUCAUGGAGCACGUGCUACGCUACCAGGACACCCCAGGAGUGAAAAUGAUUGUGGUGCUGGGAGAGAUCGGCGGAACGGAGGAAUACAAGAUCUGCCAAGGGAUCCGGAAGGGCAGGAUCACCAAGCCUGUGGUGUGCUGGUGUAUCGGGACCUGUGCCACCCUGUUCUCCUCUGAGGUGCAGUUCGGCCACGCCGGGGCCUGUGCCAACCAGGCCUCUGAGACCGCAGUGGCCAAGAACCAGGCCCUGAAGGAGGCUGGCGCCUUUGUGCCCAAGAGCUUCGAUGUGCUGGGAGAUCUCAUCAAGACUGUUUACGAAGACCUUGUUGCCAAGGGAACCAUUGUACCUGCAGAGGAGGUGCCCCCUCCAACUGUGCCAAUGGACUACUCCUGGGCACGGGAGCUGGGUAUGAUCAGGAAGCCCGCCUCCUUCAUGACCAGUAUCUGUGAUGAACGGGGCCAGGAGCUGCUGUACGCAGGCAUGCCAAUCACGGAGGUGUUCAAGGAGGAGAUGGGCCUGGGAGGAGUUCUGGGGCUUCUGUGGUUCCAGAGGAGGUUACCGCGCUACGCCUGCCAGUUCAUUGAGAUGUGCCUGAUGGUGACGGCGGAUCACGGCCCGGCAGUGUCCGGGGCUCACAACACCAUCGUCUGCGCCCGCGCCGGCAAGGACCUCAUCUCCAGCCUGACGUCCGGCCUCCUGACCAUCGGGGACCGGUUUGGAGGCGCUCUGGAUGCAGCUGCUAAGCAGUUCAGUAAGGCGUUUGAUAGCGGGCUGCUGCCCAUGGAGUUCGUCAACAAGAUGAAGAAGGAGGGCCGGCUCAUCAUGGGCAUCGGCCACAGGGUCAAAUCGAUCAACAACCCUGACAUGAGAGUUCAGAUCCUGAAGGACUUUGUGAAGCAGAACUUCCCUGCCACCCAGCUGCUGGACUAUGCCUUGGAUGUGGAGAAGAUCACCACCUCCAAGAAACCCAACCUCAUCCUGAACGUGGAUGGCUUCAUUGGGGUGGCCUUUGUGGACCUGCUGAGGACGUGUGAUGUAUUCACACGGGACGAGGCUGACGAGUUUGUGGAGAUUGGGGCUCUGAACGGGAUCUUUGUGCUGGGCCGAAGCAUGGGUUUCAUCGGGCACUACCUGGACCAGAAGCGGCUGAAGCAGGGCCUGUACAGGCACCCUUGGGACGACAUCUCCUACGUGCUUCCUGAACACAUGUCCAUGUAGCCAUGGCAACUCCUGAGCCAGCCCCUUGACACCUAGGGCCACCAAUUCCUUAACUUGUGUCUUGUGUCACCGUUAAACUGAUCUGUGGAGGAUUGUUGUUGGAUUCUUCAGACACUCUCGAAGGCGGGCCCAUGACCAUUACACGCUCUAUAGCCUCAGAAGUCAAUGUAAUCAAUGUGAACGUGCUCAUCGCCAUGUAAAAUGGAGGCUGUACCAGGAAAUUAAACAUUAAAACAUU
Conger conger (European conger) is the source of this 3717-nucleotide messenger RNA. Its product is annotated as ATP-citrate synthase-like. The transcript has 28 exons. Gene Ontology annotation, cellular component: cytosol. Gene Ontology annotation, molecular function: ATP citrate synthase activity. Lineage: Eukaryota; Metazoa; Chordata; Actinopteri; Anguilliformes; Congridae. Gene Ontology annotation, biological process: tricarboxylic acid cycle; fatty acid biosynthetic process; acetyl-CoA biosynthetic process. The record is from RefSeq and is a predicted model, not a curated record. The coding region runs from base 204 to 3479 and encodes 1091 amino acids.